Suillus discolor is the source of this 561-nucleotide messenger RNA. RefSeq lists its product as uncharacterized. Lineage: Eukaryota; Fungi; Basidiomycota; Agaricomycetes; Boletales; Suillaceae. Bases 1 to 561 code for a protein of 186 amino acids. The record is from RefSeq and is a predicted model, not a curated record. The transcript is spliced from 2 exons.
AUGUAUUCGAUCCCCCUGGUCAUCGACACGAAUGGUGAGGUCCUCCGUGAGCUUCAGGACUUGGUCAAGUGUUUCAAGGACUUCCCCCUCCCAGAUCAAGCUAGUACCAAGCAGGUAACUGAAGAGCUCCCUUCGUCUGACCAAGAAGCUGUGCGCUCGACUCCAGUAGCUUCGCGCCCAACCCAGGUGGCUCCGUGCCCAUCCAAAGUAGCUCUGCACCCAACCCAGGUGGCUUCGCGCCCAACUCAAGUAGCUCCACGCCCAACCAAAGUGGCUUCGUGCCCAACCCAGGUAGCUCCACACUCCAAAAGUUCAGUGUAUUCCAUGCACCUGGCGCAGCCAUCUUUUCAGGAUGAGGAUGACCAGAGUGUAGGACCUGUGGAAGAGGAUGACAAGGGUGAUUCGGAUUGUGGUGAGAUUGGAGAUAAUGAACUGAUGGAUGCAAUUGAAGACAUUGCAUUGGUGGAUGAGUAUAGGUAUGAUAUAGACCCUGAUGAUGACCUAGAUGACAUUGAAGAUGAUUUUAUGCCAUCAUCCCCUACAAGAUGUCCUACGAGAUAG